AUGGGGGUGGCCGGCUUCUCCCUGAAGUGGAAGGUGCUGACCGAGGACUCGCUGGGCGCGCCCACGAGGCCCGGGAUGAUCCGGCCUGCGGGCGGUGCGGACUACCGGCUGGUGGCGCAGCAGGACGCACCCGAGGAGGAGUUCGGGACCGCCGGCGACCCCAGCCACGCCGCCGAGGACAGAGACGCGUGCGACGAUGACGACGAGCCGGACGAGUCGGAGCCACUGAUACCCCGGGACCUGUUCUCUCAACCCGGUUUCCGGUGA
This is a messenger RNA of Prorocentrum cordatum, 267 nucleotides long. The record is from the annotation of a GenBank genome assembly. Lineage: Eukaryota; Dinophyceae; Prorocentrales; Prorocentraceae.